UUGUUUUUUAAACCAGUCAUUCAUUGAAGACUUUUAAUCGCACACACUGAUAUAUACCAACAAUAUUAUUUAUUUUCUCAUAAAUGAUCGAAACCCGCAAAACGUCCAUGGAGGCAAAGCAUCUGGACAUGACCGAUCUCUCCGAGGACAGCAGAGACAGUAUCCAGUCCAAGAGAUCCUGGAAACCUGAUCUUUGCUUCAGGUCCGGAGACAUCACAGAUGAGUUGGCUCAGAUCUUUAUGGACACGGACAGCGAGGGGGAAUUUGAGGGUUUCUCCGACGACGACUCUGAAAGGAGGAAAUCUGUGACUGCAGGGUCUGACAAAGACAGUGACGACAUCGGAUUUUAUUCCGAUGGUGAGGAGCCAGUGUCGAAAAAGCAGCGCAGUUCUGGACUGUGUGUCAUGUUCAAGUUUCCUACCAAAAGAAGCCCCACCCCUAAACGGAAAGUGGCCAAACAAGCCCCGCCCAUCAGCAGCAAACCUGCAGGGAGAAACAGAAAGCACGAGCCAGGACAAGCAAAAGAGCUAGAUUUACAUGACAGGCAACGCACCGAGAUCCAGUCCAAACCCUCUGAUCAAACGGACAAUGUUGAGAGUCUACUGACGGAUGAAGAAAUGCAAAUACUGAGCAAAAGAGCCAAAAACAUUGAAGAAAAUAAAGCAAUGCUUGCAAAACUUUUUGCAGAUUUGAGUGCUUUACCUUCACUUCCUUCUAAAACAACGCCAACGAAGAAAAAGAAGCCAUCCACUCCAAAACGCCGUUUAUCGGAGGUUCAAAACGAGAGACGUAACCCAAGCCGCAAGGCGAGACCUCCGGAACAUUUCGGGUUGGAGGUGGAGGAGAAACCAGCCCCUCAAAAAAGAGAGAUCGGCAAAAUCGACAUCAAGCGCUUGAUGGAGGUUGAGGACGGUCUCAGAGACGUCAGACCCAAACAGAGGAAACGACGUGCUCGUCAGUCCAUCCGUAUGCCCGAUGACAUCACCGAAGAAGAACUGGAGAACGUGGCAGAUCGCGCCAAAGACAAAAUCCUUGAUAAAGAGAAUGGCAGCACGUGUCAUCAGUGUCGUCAGAAGACUCUCGACACGAAGACCGAAUGCAGGGGCCUGUACUGCCAGGGGGUCAAAGGUCAGUUCUGCGGCCCCUGUUUGCGUAACCGCUACGGAGAAGACGUCCGCGCGGCCCUACUCGAUCCUUCGUGGGAAUGCCCCAUCUGUCGAGGCGUGUGUAACUGCAGUCUGUGCAGAAAGCGUGACGGACGCUGUGCUACGGGCGCUCUCACGAGAUUAGCCAAAUAUUACGGCCAUGACAACGUGAAGGAGUACUUGGAGAGUCUACAGAAGAACUUGGAGUAAAAGCGGAUCGUCUGGCCGUCUUGUGAAAGAGACGCACUUGUUUGGAAGCAAACCGAUUAGGAUUGAUACUGCCCCACAUCUGAUGUUUUACUAUCGACACUUUUAAAGUUCAGCGACACUGACUAAGUGUUCAGCACAGAUAUGCAAAUCAGUAGUUUUAUUAUACUUCUUGAUUUUCUACUUUUCUACUGACGUUUUUAAAUGAGUAAAGCAGGUAAAACAUGUUUAAGAUUGUAUAUUCUUCUCUCAUUUGCACUGUUUGAGUUUUUCUCUCUGUAAACUGUUGCUUUGGAAAUUAAGUUUUAAUAAAGGUCCUCUCAUUUCA
Molecule: messenger RNA, 1680 nt
Organism: Xyrauchen texanus (razorback sucker)
Lineage: Eukaryota; Metazoa; Chordata; Actinopteri; Cypriniformes; Catostomidae
Product: cell division cycle-associated 7-like protein
Exons: 10
Coding region: 84-1355 (423 amino acids)
Biological process (GO): regulation of DNA-templated transcription
Cellular component (GO): nucleus
Source: RefSeq, a predicted model, not a curated record